AUGAACAUAACACCAUGGGAAGUAUCCGGUGGAGAAGAUGGUGCUAUAGAUUACAACAAGGUAAUAGAACAAUUUGGUUGCAAUGAAUUUACACCAGAGAUAGCACAGAAGUACAACCUAGAUCACAUUCUAUUCAAGCGUGGUAUAGUAUUUGCACACCGUGAUUUUACAAGUGCACUAGAGAAGAUCCAGUCAGGCUGCAAGACAAUCUACCUAUACACAGGGCGUGGACCCAGCAGUGGCAGCAUGCACCUAGGACACGCUGUCCCCUUCUUACUGUGCAAGUACUUACAGGAUAAAUUUAAGUGCAAGCUAGUCAUACAAAUGACAGACGACGAGAAGUUCAUAUGGAAAGACCUUUCCCUGGAGGAAACAAUAAAAUAUGGAAGAGAAAAUGCAAAAGACAUAGCUGCAUUUGGGUUUGACCCUUCCUUGACAUUUAUCUUCUCAAAUACGUUAUACGCGCAUAACUUCAUAAAAAACACUUUGACAAUAGAAAAGUCACUUACCUUGAAGGAUGUCCAGAAGGUCUUUGGGUUCACAGAUAAAUCGAAAAUUGGACAAGUAUCAUUUCCAGUGCGGCAGAUUGCCCCGUGCUAUGCGACUUCAUUUCCUUCAUACCUGCCGUCUGAUGGAAUUUGCAUAAUCCCGUGCUCCAUCGACCAAGACCCGUACUUUAGGCUAGCCAGAGACAUAGCCCACAAGAUGAAUGGAAUUAAGCCAAGCACAAUAUACACAUACUUCCUGCCUGCCUUGCAAGGGGCCCACACGAAGAUGAGUGCAAGUGCGCAGGAGACAUCGAUCUACUUGAGUGACACACCAGAGGCAAUCAAGAAAAAGAUAAAUAAGUAUGCAUUCUCUGGGGGCAGAGACACAUUAGAGGAGCACAGGCGCCUUGGAGGUAACCCAGAUGUGGAUGUGGCAUAUCAGUACAUGAAGUUCUUCAUGGAGGACACGCAGAAGCUGGAAGAAUUAAGGGCUGGCUACAUAAAGGGAGAAGUUCUUAGUGGAGAAAUGAAGGCUGCUUCAAUUCGGGUGAUCCAGGAAUUUGUGAAAGAAUUCCAAGAGAGAAGAAAGAAGAUCACAGAAGAAGUAUUAGAGGGAUUCUAUGUUCAAUAA
Messenger RNA from Nematocida ausubeli, 1119 nucleotides. Its product is annotated as tryptophanyl-tRNA synthetase. The transcript has a single exon. Gene Ontology annotation, biological process: tryptophanyl-tRNA aminoacylation. The coding region runs from base 1 to 1119 and encodes 372 amino acids. NCBI's taxonomy places the organism in Eukaryota, Fungi, Microsporidia. Gene Ontology annotation, molecular function: tryptophan-tRNA ligase activity; ATP binding. The record is from RefSeq and is a predicted model, not a curated record. Gene Ontology annotation, cellular component: cytoplasm.